UGCCAGGACAUGCCACCCUUCUGGUGUCUCAUCUUUCUUGGGGCCCUCCUGUCCCCCUCCCAGGGCCUCCUCAACCUGCUGAACCCGGCACAACCCAGCGGUGGAGGACAGCCUGGCAGCAGUGGGCUGCUUGGCACAGGCAUCCUUGGUGGGAAAGGCCUCGGAGCAGGACUCCUUGGUGAAGGACUCGGCACAGGACUCCUUGGUGGAGAAGGACUGGCUACAGGAAUCCUUGGUGGAGAGGGUGUUGGCACUGGAAUCCUUGGUGGGAAAGGCCUUGCAACAGGCCUCCUUGGUGGGGAGGGACUUGGCAAUGGUCUCCUCAACAAUGGUCUCCUUGGCAAUGGCCUCCUUGGCAAUAACAGCCUUCUUGGAGAGACAGGUCUGCUUGGCACGGGGCUUCUCGGAAAAGGAGGUCUCCUAGGCAAUGGAAGUCUGCUUGGACUCGAUGGUCUUCUGGGUGAAGCAGGAGGACUGCUGGGAGCAGCAGGAGGACUGCUGGGUGGUGAAGCCCCCCAGAAGAUGACACGCUUCGCCUGGCUGAAGGUGCUGAACCUCGAGAGCGCCCGAGUGUCAUGGAAGGUCCUUCGUGGGACUGAGCUUGUGCUGAACCUGUACUCGAAGCUGGUGCUCCGCUUUCCAGGGAUUUUUCAGUUUCUGAGUGGAUCCUCAGUAGAAGCAAACAUCACAUCACACAUUGCCCUGAGCCAGGACUCCCCUGGUGACCUUAAGCUGGUGCUUAAGGAUUGCAGCAACCUCCUUGGUGGCUUCAGUGUCAGCCUGAGGAAGGGCCUCCUCACCAAUCUGGUGAGCAGCUUGCUGAACAAGUCUCUUAAGUCCCUUGUCCCUGCGCUGCUCUGCCCAUUAGUGAACGUGUGGGUCAGCAUCAUCAACAUUAAUCUGCAAUUCCUCAACCGCGUCAUCUCCUUUGGGCUUCUGGGGAAAAUCUACUCUGCCUUCUCCAAACUGCCAGUGACAUCUGGGCACUAUGUGGAGCUGGAUCUGCAGAAUUCCCCAUUCCCAAGCUCCUUCAUCGACUGGCUCCUUCAGACUGCAGGUGUCAACCCCAGCAUCAAUCCGUAGCUGCAGGACUGGCAGAGCCCUGGGUGUCCCUGCAGGCGAUUCCCCAGGAGGAGGAGGGAAGGGAGGAAAACCACUCAGAAGGUGGAGAAUAGACAUGAAAACGGAGAAACCCAACCAGGAAAAGACUUUUUCUUCUGUUCUACAUUUCAGCCUUCUCAGAUUUUGGUGUCUCUGUCCAGCCUAGAGUUAUCUGUGCCAAUGAUACUCUGUGCCAAUAAUGAUCAGUCAGUAAUUAGCCAUAUUGAUAAUUAGCUGUGUCAGUGAUCAGCCAUGUUGAUGACACUGUUCCUCCUGGCUGUCAUGGUCACAAACCACUUGUUAUGGCACUCACCGAUGAAGGGAUGCCCUUGAUCCCCUGGUUUUCCCUCACACCCAUCCCAGCUUCACUAGGGCUGGAGUUUAGGCCAGGUAAUGGCUCAGCACAGAGGGAACAUUCCAGGUGCUGGAUGCAGACAGUCAGGCAGGGUUUGGUCCCCUCAGGAAUUUCAUGAGACUGCACCAACUGCCCAAAUCCUUCUAAGAAAGGAAGAGAGAAAAGGGACAAAUUCAAUGAGCUGUAAACUCUUUGUCUUUGCUCUCCUUCUGCUUCUUGAUUGGCUUACAAAUUCAAAAGGGAUUUUUGCUGUUUCCAGUGAUUUCAUACUGUUAAAAAGAGGCAAAAAAAGCCCCCAGCCUAAUCCAGGCGCACACUCAGCCUAUUUGUUCCCAAACAGCAACGCUUUGAACUGAUCAGAGUGAAUGCUAUCCUGCCUUGUAAUCUCCAAGUGGAUUUGGACGUGCUGCAUUGUGGGUGAGGUGGAUUUGAGGCAGAUUCACACCCUUCUGUUACUCCUUACAAUAAAAAUGAUUUUUCUUCAUCUGCA
Molecule: messenger RNA, 1946 nt
Organism: Zonotrichia albicollis (white-throated sparrow)
Lineage: Eukaryota; Metazoa; Chordata; Aves; Passeriformes; Passerellidae
Source: RefSeq, a predicted model, not a curated record